AUGAAUAGGCAGGAAAUACCAGGCAGGAUAAGGUCCGAGAUGUCAAGAGUAGUAACUACCAAAUCCAAGAUUGUGGAAUCUUCCACUAAUGGAGAAUAUACAAAGAUUAUCACAUUUCAAAAUGAGAAUGGAGAAGAAACUGUGGUUAAUUUCCCGCCAACUCUAGAUGAAGAAGAAGAGCAAAACCAAAAGGAGAUGAAUUACAAAUUGGAGAAGGAGAAGGAAAAGGAGAAGGAAAAGGAGAUACUGGAGAUACUGGAGAUACUGGAGACUCUGGAGACUCUGGAGAAGCUAGAGAAACUGGAGAAGCUGGAGAAGCUGGAGCAGCCACGACUGAAAUUGCCGUUAUGUCAACGAGAUAUCUUCAACUCACAAUCAAGAAACCUGCACUUCCGCUCACCACAGAUAUUCCGAAAUCAUGUACAGAAUAUCAUUCAUCCCUAUUUGAAAAAUAACUCACGAGAACCUAAUGUAGGUGUGAAAAGGCUGGAUUCGAACUUGGAAAGCGCAAAACCUGCAAAUUUUUCAUCAUCAUCAUCAUCAACAACAACAACAACAACAUCAACAUCAACAACAACAACAACAACAACGCUAUCACCACCAUCAGGCCUGGAUAAGAACCACAAAACAUCAUUUUCAUCUCCGUCAUUAAGUCUAAUACUAAAUUCCACCACGCCCGAGAAUCACACCAAUACCACUACUUCUUCGAGCCAGCUACAUGCACCUCCCUCCUCUUCCACCACCACCACCACCACCACACCCUCCUCCACCUCCUCUUCUUUUUCCUCCGUUUCUUCUUUUUCCAACAUAGCCACAGGCAUUUCACAAUCGUCAACAAUAAUGGAAUCGACCCAACCGUAUUUUACUGCAAAUAAUAACAGAUAUAGCACAAAUUCAAUAAGCACAACAAAACCCGAUUCAGUAACACCAAGAAUAGCUCAAUUGGGACAGAGAUUGAUAAAGUACUUGAAUUACCUUGGUGUUAUAAGUUACGAUUUUGAAAAUUCUAGUCCUUCGCAAUCGAGACUGUCUACACCUGCUUCUAACGAUGAAACUACCAAGAAACGGCUGAAUAUUGUGAAUGAUUUAAUUUCAAAGAGGCGCACCUUACCAGAAAAAGAGUAUAAUUGUAAACUUGAAUUUGAAUUAUGUUGUCAUUGUCCAAUUGCAGAAAAUGGGAAAGAGAAUGUUGGGGAAAAGGAGGAAAAGGAGAAAUUGAACGGGAAUACAGAAACGGCAGCGGGUGAUAACGAACAAUUCAAAGUUGUAUUAAAGCUAAGGUACAAAAUCAAGAAAAAUAUUAAUCAGCGUGUGUUGCCGCUAAAUUUGUACAUUACAAAUGACGAGCUUGUGAGAUAUUUAAUACAAUGCAUUGUUUUUGGGAAUAAAAAUGGAGAGAGUAAUGUCACUAGAAAGAGUGGUCUGCUGUCGAGACUGGAACUGGAGCUGGGAACAACUAAUAGUGGUGCAAAAAACCCAUAUUCCAUCCAGGACAAAAUCAAAAUCUUAUUGGAUUUGAAAGAAGUCAAAUGUUUCAUCAAUGGGUAUGAAUUGGAAUUAUAA
Lodderomyces oxycetoniae is the source of this 1563-nucleotide messenger RNA. RefSeq lists its product as uncharacterized. Lineage: Eukaryota; Fungi; Ascomycota; Pichiomycetes; Serinales; Debaryomycetaceae. The coding region runs from base 1 to 1563 and encodes 520 amino acids. The record is from RefSeq and is a predicted model, not a curated record. The transcript has a single exon.